CCAUUCAAUCUCUGGGAGAAGAUAUUUCCUCUUCUUUACCCACAUACUUCACCAUUUAAUUUCCCUUUAUAAAUUCAAGUCUUUCAAUUCACAGCUACUCAUCUGCACUCUCAACUUUUCUAGCUUAAUUUCCUUUAAUUUACUCCCUUCAUCUGUCCUGCAUCCAUGGCAACCCCAACUAUUGGUCUUGAAUCCCUCCCUUGGGAGUAUGAUGUGUUCCUGAGUUUCAGAGGCGAGGAUACUCGUAAGACGUUCACCGGUCAUCUUUAUACUGCUUUGCAUCAUGCCACAAUUAACACAUUCAUAGAUGAUGAGGAGCUCAAAAGAGGAGAAUAUCUCGCGCCUGCAUUCACUAGAGCAAUCCAAAGUUCGAGAAUCUCUAUGAUAAUCUUCUCCAAAAAUUAUGCCUCAUCUAAGUGGUGCCUUGAGGAGCUGGUGCAAAUCCUUGAGUGCAAGGAGAAGGGAAAACAGUUAGUCUAUCCUAUUUUUUAUGACGUUGAUCCAUCUGAAGUGCGCAAUCAACGUGAUGUCUAUGGGCUGGCCUUGGCAGAGCAUGAAAAAAAAUUUGUUGAAAAAAAAAUUGAUGGAAAGGAUAAGAUACAGAAAUGGAAAGAUGCUCUAACUAAAGUUGGAAACAUGUCGGGUUGGCAUUUGCAAGGAAUCGCCAAUGGGUAUGAAGCAAAAUUCAUUGAUGAAAUUAUCAACGAAGUCAAAUCGGUAGUAAAGCGAGUACCCAUGCUUGUUUCCAAUCAUGUGGUUGGAAUUGAAUCUCAAGUUAAGCACGUGGUCCGUUCCAUGUGGCGGGAGCGGGACAAUAGUGUUCGCAUGAUUGGAAUAUAUGGGGUAGAUGGUAUGGGAAAGACUACUCUAGCUCGAGUUCUUUAUAACAAAUUUUUUGAAUAUUUUGAGAGGAGUUGCUUUCUUGAGAUAAGUUCAGAUGAUACAAAGAUAAGAAUUUUACAAGAAAGGUUUCUUAGUGUCCUUCUUAAUAGGAAGGACAUUAAAGUUAACAGUGAGGGUGAAGGAAUGAUGUUUAUAAAAAAUUGGCUUCAGACAAAAAAGUGUCUCGUUGUUCUUGAUAAUUUAGAGGAUAGAGACCAGUUUAAAGCACUAUGUGGAGAACGAUAUUGGUUUGGUGCAGGAAGUAGAAUUAUUCUAACAACCAGAGAUGCACAGUUGUUGAAUGAAUUGGAAAAAGGUGAACGGUAUGAAAUCAAGGCAUUGGAUCAUGAGCGGUCCUUGCAGCUCUUUAGUCAUCAUGCAUUUAAAGGGUGUUUUUUAUCAAAAGAAGAUUAUAUUGAGAUUUUAGAUGACAUGGUGGUUUAUUGUGAGGGGAUGCCAUUAGCUCUUGAAGUGAUAGGAGCUUCUUUGUGUAAUGAAUCAAAGGAGCAAUGGAUGAAUACUUUUGAGAAAUUGAAGAAAAUUCCUAAUAAGAAAGUCCUUGCUAAACUCAAAAUUAGUUUUGAUGGACUUCAUUAUAGUAUAAAAUCUCUUUUUCUUGAUCUUGUUUGUUUCUCUAAUGGAGUUUCCAAAGAGACAAUUAAUAGAAUGGGAUAUUCCACAGAAAUUCAAAGCUUGGUUGGCAAAUGCUUAAUAAAAUGUUCAGAAUCUUGGAUUAGUAUGCAUAGCUUAAUUCAAGAUAUGGGAAGAGAAAUUAUUUGUGAAGAAUCACCCAACAAUCCAAGUAAACGCAGUCGAUUGUGGUGUCCUAAUGAUAUUCAUGAUGUGCUUAUAGGACAAAAGGGUACCGAAAAUAUUGAGGUGAUUGUAUUCAAUGAGUCACCCAUAGAAAACAUGAAGUAUAGUACAGAAGCAUUUAAGAACAUGGAGAAUUUAAGAUUUCUUCGAAUCAAGGGAGAGCGCAUUCACAUUGAUGGAACGUUCAAACAUCUAUCCAAAAAGCUUAGAUGUUUGGAAUGGGAUUACUGUCCUUUGAAAUAUAUUAAUAUUUCAUCUAACAGUUAUUUUGGGAAGCUUGUGAUGUUGGAAUUGGUGCGGAGCAACAUCAAAGAAUUUCAAGCCCCAUUAAAGUAUUUUCCAUGUCUGGAGUCUCUAGAUCUCAGUUUCUCCAAAUAUCUCACAAAAACUCCAGACUUCAGUGGCGCUCAAAGGCUUCAUACGCUGUCGUUUUGGCAAUGCAAAAAUUUGGUGAAUGUGCACUCUUCCCUCGGAGAGUUGGUGAGUCUAAAAGUGUUAAAGUUUGGUUGGUGUUCAAAGCUGAGGAAACUUCCAAAUAAUCUAUGCCAGUUAUUGAAGCUUGAAUCAAUUGAUUUGCAACACUGCAAGAAACUACAAGUACUCCCAAAACUCCCUCAUAGUGUUAACAGAUGGUCUUUGAUUAAUUGCGUGAACCUAAGCAUGAUUGAAGAGUUCCCUCCUUUUACUGAUAUUGAUUUAUGUGAUUGCAAAAACCUUGAAAAGCUCCCACAACUCCCUCCUGAUCUUGAGAGAGUCGAUUUAAGUGGCUGUGAAAAGCUAAAAAUGCUCCCAGAAUUCCCUCACAGUGUUAAAAACAUCAAAUUACUUGGCUGUAAAAAGCUUAAAGUGCUCCCACAACUUCCUCACAAUCUUGAGUGGAUUGAUUUAAGUGGCUGUGAAAAGCUAAAAAUGCUUCCAUUGCUCCCUCCCAAUCUUAGCUCUAUCACUUUAAAUGUCUGUGCAAAACUAAAGAUGCUCCCAGAACUUCCUCAGAAACUCCGAACUCUUGAAGCUAAAAAUUGCGUGUCACUGGAAAAAGUACCAAACUUAUCAAACAAUACGAGUUUAUAUGGGUUGGAUUUCAGUGGCUGUGGAAAGUUGAAGGAGAUUCCAGGUUGGGAGAGUCUCCCCCUCUUGAUGUUGAAUUUAGGAGGUAUUCCACAUAUCCUUGUCUCGCACACCAUUAAGGAGCUCUUAACAAGUUCAAAGUUGAUGUCUCGUUUUACAUGUACUCUUACAUGUAAUGAAAUUCCAAGUUGGAUUGGAUGUACCGAAGAAGGAUGGGCAUUAUCUUUUCAAUGGCCAUUAUGCGAUGCAGAGGACUAUACAUCAUCGCCAUUUCUUGGAUUAUUUUUUUGGGUGGUAUUCAAACCUCAACCAAUCCCAGAAAUUAAUCGUGGCGGCGAAGAUCUCGUCACAAUCCAAAUUAAUGGUAUUAAUGUCAAUAUGUUUGUCCGUAAUAUCCAAUUAGAAGCGGAAGAAAUAUCGUUUUUGCAUUGGAGUCCAAGGCAACAUUGGAGCAGUCGUAGGUUAUGUAUAUGUUUAGACAAUGUAAAAGGUGGGGACGUCAUGACAAUUGCUCUUAAAACAUCAAUUGGACCAAGUAUAGUGAAGAAAAUAGGAGUUGCAGCAUUGUACAAAGACGAUGAUGGCCUCAGACACUUUGUACCUAUCACUAAAGUUGGGUUAAACACCAAGAACUUGAAAGGACAUGUACACUAGCUAGCUUUCAUAGCCCAAUAUGAGACCCAAAAAAACUCUGAUCUCUUUUCUUUUUUUUUUUUUUUUUUUUUUGUUAAUAACCUUAGCUUCCACAAUUUUGAUGUGUUCGUUUUCAUUGAUAAUUAAGAGCAACAUAUGUAUUCAGUGUCAACUACCAUGCAAUGUGAUGGCAUCUUGAUUACCAUUUCAAA
Messenger RNA from Ipomoea triloba (trilobed morning glory), 3611 nucleotides. Its product is annotated as TMV resistance protein N-like. The transcript is spliced from 5 exons. Gene Ontology annotation, biological process: signal transduction; defense response. The record is from RefSeq and is a predicted model, not a curated record. Gene Ontology annotation, molecular function: ADP binding. Lineage: Eukaryota; Viridiplantae; Streptophyta; Magnoliopsida; Solanales; Convolvulaceae. Bases 166 to 3420 code for a protein of 1084 amino acids.